Messenger RNA from Hirundo rustica (Barn swallow), 3289 nucleotides. RefSeq names its product POU class 1 homeobox 1 (gene POU1F1). NCBI's taxonomy places the organism in Eukaryota, Metazoa, Chordata, Aves, Passeriformes, Hirundinidae. The record is from RefSeq and is a predicted model, not a curated record. Gene Ontology annotation, molecular function: RNA polymerase II cis-regulatory region sequence-specific DNA binding; DNA-binding transcription factor activity, RNA polymerase II-specific. The transcript has 15 exons. Gene Ontology annotation, biological process: regulation of transcription by RNA polymerase II. Bases 2198 to 3289 code for a protein of 363 amino acids.
CGUGUGGGGAGAGUGAACUACCUUUAGCCUGCUUGGGGGGCCUCUCUGCUUCAGCAGUAGAGGGUAUCCUGAAAAAUAACGCCUUAAUGGCAACUCUAGUUCCGCUGGCUAAGCUGUUAGCUUGUUUUAGUGCUCUGCAGCUGAAAGUUUAGUUUCUGGAAGAGAAGAACAUGGGAGUUUGGAGUUGGCACCUGAAGUGGCAGCAUUCAGGCUGUGGACAAAGGAUUAGGCCUGGUGGAUGCUGUGGAAAAGGCGAGUACUGCUUCACGGAAUGCCUCUAAUCUAUCUCAGCGAGGUCAAGGGUCACCUUGAGGCUUUAAUGAAGGCAAGGCAUCGCACAUUACAUAUCUGAUGACCUGAAACUCGAGGGAAAAACUAAAGUUUCAUCAAACAAACUUCCUACAAUUACUGUGGAGGAAGAAAAAAAUGAGGACCACACACUUGAACAGGAACAACUUUCACUGGCUUGGUGUGCUACAAAACCUUUGAAUUUGGAGAUUUUUUUUAUACAUGACAGCAUUAUUUUCAGUGGGAGAAGCUGCCUUCGUGUUCCAAUCAUUACUUAAAAACAGGGGUGUGAAGCUGUAGCAACUUGGAAACAAGGUGCUGAGUGUGAGUUGGAUUCGCGUCCUCCAGGUGCUGCCUUCUUGCUGUGGCAAAGAGCAGAGCCCCAGGAAAGGAGAAGGACAGGAGCUGAGCUCCUGAAGGACACGCAGAGAGGUUUCUUCUUCAAGAGAACCUGCUGGGAUGGUCCCCUGUCUGGUCCCAGUCAUAACUGCAGUUACGAUCCUACCUUGUUUUUCCCUGGAAUAAAGCUGGAAUGAGCUUGGAUGACUUCCACGAAGAGUCAGGGUCUCCACCAGGAUAUUUGCAAUGUGAAUCAUUUUGAGGACCACCAGUCUGACUGGGAGCAUGAAGAAAAGCAGUGGAAUUUGUAUCUGUUAUUUCAGGUUGUAGCUCCUGCAGUGUGGGAAAUAAACCAUGGAUCUAUGAUAUCCCUCUGCCUUGUGGGGAUUUCAAUAAAAUGAGCACGGCCAUUCCAGUUCAAGGACUUUCUGGACAGGAAAAACAAGGAGAGAAGAAUUGGGUGAGGCUGGAAAUCCGUGUUGUCGACCAGCAUGGAAUCAUCUCUUGGGAACAGAAAUGCUGUGCUCCUGUGGAGGAAAAUGAUGGUGUUUCCCUGGCCAGACCUGAGAUCUUACAAUGAGAUGCUAUUUCUGAGCUGAGAAAACCACAUGAAGGGAAUAUUUUUUUCCACUAAAACAGACAGUUUAAUGCUGUCCUAAAAACCCUCACUGGGUUUUUGAUGGCUUUCUUCAUUAUUUUGGGAUUCAAUCAGAAGAGAUUUAUGGGGCAAAGAAUCAGUCUACUGACAUGGAAUAAGGAUUGGAGUCAACCUGAGGAAAGACAUUAAGGUCUGGAAAGCCCGAGCACCUGGGCAAAGCUGGGUAAGCUUCACCUGACCUGGGGAAGAAAUGGAAAUCUGCAAGUGAUCUACAUCUGCUGUCUGGGGACAGGCUACAACUUCCUUGCAUCUAGACGUGAAUUUGCAGUGAAACUGUAAAUUUUCUGUUUACUGAAUCACUGUCUACAGUGAUACCUUUUGGGAUUUGAGAUAAAAGAACUGUCAAAGACAGGGAUGUAAAGUUAUUCUUUUUCUUCCGUGGCUUCAAAACUCUGGUAUGUGGAGGGGAGACCCUGUUAGAUUUAUAAUGCUCCUAGCUGAGGGAGGAAAGGAGGUGAAAAUAAAUAUUUUUUUUAAUAUGAAUCCUCAGACAUUAGGAUACAUUGAGCCAAGCCCAAAAUAAUGCAGGUGGGGGUUUGUUUGACGACAGUAUCUUCCAUUAUAAUGCAAUAAUUUUUUUUAUGCUUUUUGUAUAUUUUGCAAUCUGAAAGUGCCCGUAUAAGUAGUAGACAGUAGUAGUAACCACUAUUAAAGCACAAGUGCAUUUUGCCAUAUGUAGUAAUUCUGAAAUUUCUUUACAAUCUUAGGCACAGCCUUUCCCAAUGUGCGCUCAAAGAUAAUAUAAAGGGUUCUGUAGAAGGCUCAAUGCAAUGCCACUUAUCUGCAGAAACAUAUGAAAAAUGGUGCAAUAACAGGUAAAAUCUUGAAAUAGAGUUGGAGGUGCCAUAAAUCCUGCAGGAUCUCCUCUGGUGUAGAACACGGGACAGGCAGCUCUCUUGCCUCUUGGAGGGUAUGAGCUGCCAAGCAUUUGCUUCCUCAGACACCUUUGUGCCCUUGAAUUCUGACUCUUCUCCCUCUCUGCCUCUGAUAAUGCAUCACAGCGCUGCAGAGUGCCUGCAGGUCUCCAACCAUGCCACCAAUGUUGUGUCUACAGUCCCAUCUGUUUUCUCUUUGCUCCCAACUCGUGCGUGUUCACGCGUCGGCUUUGCCACGACAAUGCCGGGACACCUUUGGCCAGGCCUUCACUACUCCGUGCCCUCCUGUCACUAUGGGAAUCAGCCUUCCACCUACGGGGUGAUGGCAGGCAUCAAGCCUGCAACUCCAGAGAUGCUCUCAGCAAGCCUCUCCCAGACUCGCAUCUUACAGACAUGCAGCAUGCCCCACGCCAACGUGGUAAACGGUGUCAGCGCCUUGCAAAGUGGUCUGACCCCAUGCCUGUACAAAUUCCCGGAGCACGCGCUGAGUGCCGGCUCCUGUGCCCUGGGCCACGGCUUCGCUCCCGUGCCUCAGCCCCUCCUCACAGAUGAUCCCACUGCCACGGAAUUCAAGCAGGAGUUCCGAAGGAAAAGCAAGUCUGUGGAGGACCCCGUGGACAUGGACUCCCCUGAAAUCAGGGAGCUGGAGAAAUUUGCCAACGAGUUCAAACUACGGAGAAUCAAGCUGGGUUAUACACAAACCAACGUUGGAGAAGCGCUGGCUGCUGUGCACGGCUCUGAGUUCAGCCAGACCACGAUUUGCCGGUUUGAGAACUUGCAGCUGAGCUUCAAGAACGCGUGCAAACUGAAAUCCAUCCUGUCCAAGUGGCUGGAGGAAGCAGAACAAGUGGGAGCUUUGUACAAUGAAAAAGUUGGAGUGAAUGAACGGAAGAGGAAGCGCAGAACCACCAUAAGCAUUGCUGCCAAAGAAGCCCUAGAGAGGCACUUUGGAGAACAAAGUAAGCCGUCUUCUCAGGAAAUUAUGAGGAUGGCUGAGGGGCUCAAUCUUGAGAAAGAAGUCGUGAGAGUUUGGUUUUGCAACAGAAGACAAAGGGAAAAAAGAGUGAAGACCAGUUUGCACCAGAACGCUUUCAGUUCUAUUAUCAAGGAGCACCAUGAAUGCCGGUGA